This is a messenger RNA of Phyllotreta striolata, 2792 nucleotides long. The record is from the annotation of a GenBank genome assembly. NCBI's taxonomy places the organism in Eukaryota, Metazoa, Arthropoda, Insecta, Coleoptera, Chrysomelidae.
CCGAACGUCUUGUCAAUGUCACAAAUAUCAAUUUUAUUUGCAACAAAUCGCAAUAUGUAAAUGUAAACGUAAACUUAUUCUCGAAUCUACUAUACCGUUCGCUGUUUUUCCCACAAUCAGUGAAAAUCGAGUGCGUAUCGACCAUUUUCUAUUAUGUAAAACAUCGCCUGCUAACAAUGAGCACCAAACGACGCGUGAUUUCGACGAUAUUCUGCCUGAUCGUGUUCGCGAAUAUUGCGUCGCUCCAAACCGCGAAUAACUCCACGAUCGAAGCCAACAAAACGAGCAUCGUCGCCCCGCAGGAUGGCAACGCAAAGGCGAGCCCCGUCCCGUCGAAUUCCACCAACAGCAGCGCCGUCGCUUCGACGACGGCGGCGCCCGCGACCUCCGUCAGCUCCACCGAACCGACCGUCGCCAACAGAACCGAAGAAUCGACGCUGGUGAGGCAGGCGAACGUCACCAGCGAGAACGCCACCACCACCCAAACGGCGGACCCCGUGGCCCCCGUUCUGCCGGCCAAAACCGAGGCCGAAGACGAGCACAACAGCUCCAUGGCCAUAUUCUUCGUGCUGUGCGUCCUCGCCAUAGGCAUUCUGUUGAUCCAUCUGAUGCUGCAGACGCACUUCCAGUACGUCCCGGAGAGCAUCGUCAUCGUGUUCCUCGGCGCGCUCAUCGGCCUGACCAUGAACGCCUUGUCGAGCCGGAACAUCAGCAACUGGCGAAAGGAGGAGGCCUUCUCUCCCACGGCCUUCUUCCUCAUACUGCUGCCUCCUAUCAUAUUCGAAUCCGGCUACAAUUUGCACAAGGGAAACUUCUUCCAGAACAUCGGUUCGAUCCUCGUGUUCGCCAUAUUCGGCACCACCAUAUCGGCCUUUGUGAUAGGCUUCGGGAUAUACUUCUUGGGAUUGGCCGACGUGGUGUACAAGCUGGGAUUCGUGGAGUCGUUCGCGUUCGGCUCUCUCAUAUCCGCCGUCGAUCCGGUGGCCACCAUCGCCAUAUUCCACGCCCUCAACGUCGACCCCAUCCUCAACAUGCUGGUGUUCGGCGAGAGCAUACUGAACGACGCCAUCGCCAUAGUACUCACGAACGCCGCCUUGGAAUCCAACAACCCGGAUAUGAGUACGGGAGAAGCCAUCGUAAUAGGAAUCGAGCGAUUCUGCUUGAUGUUCUUCGCAUCGGCUCUCCUCGGCGUCGUGUUCGCUUUGGUGAGCGCCUUGCUGUUGAAACACGUGGACCUGCGGAAGAAUCCUUCGCUCGAAUUCGGCAUGAUGCUGGUGUUUACGUACGCCCCGUACGUACUAGCCGAAGGCAUCCACUUGUCCGGUAUAAUGGCGAUUCUGUUCUGCGGCAUCGUCAUGUCCCACUACACCCACUUUAAUCUCUCAACUGUAACUCAAAUCACCAUGCAACAGACGCUUCGCACUUUAGCUUUCAUAGCGGAGACGUGCGUGUUCGCUUAUCUGGGGCUCGCGCUGUUCAGCUUCAAGCACCGCGUCGAGCCGGCCCUGAUCGUCUGGAGCAUCGUGCUGUGCCUGCUCGGCCGCGCCUGCAACAUCUUCCCGCUGGCGAUUCUCGUGAACCGCUUCAGGGAGCACCAGAUCACCAAGAAGAUGAUGUUCAUCAUGUGGUUCAGCGGGCUGCGCGGCGCCAUCUCGUACGCGCUGUCGCUCCAUUUGAACUUCAGCGACGAGACGAGGCACGUGAUCAUCACGACGACGCUGAUCAUCGUGCUGGUGACGACGCUGUUCUUCGGCGGCGCCACCAUGCCGCUGCUGAAGCUGCUGCAGGCCACCAAGAACCCGGCGUCGCGGCGGCUCAAGAAGCGCAAGAAGGACAGGGAGGUGACGUUGAGCAAGACGCGCGAAUGGGGCCAGGCGCUCGAUUCGGAGCAUCUGUCGGAGACCACCGAAGGCGAGGCCGAGGUGACGUUCGCCUCCGAACAGAACAAGGGAUUCGCCAAGUACGAUUUGAAGUAUUUCAGACCGUUCUUUACCAGGAGGUUCACUCAACAGGAACUGAAGGAUUGUAAAUCCCAAAUGACGGAUCUUACCAAUCAAUGGUAUCAGGCCAUUCGUAUAUCUCCGGACCAAUCGGACGAGGACAGUGCGAACACUGCUAGGUCUAGUAUAUCGAGCAUCGUUCGCUAGAUUUUUUUUUUUAUUGUAUAUACGCCCCAUAUUGAAAACGCUUUCCACCACACAAUACUAAUAAAAUAAGAGCAGUAUUGAAAGGCAAAAAUAUGUCGCUAGUCAAAACUAACAAUAAGAUGAUAGUACUUACUAUUAAAAAUAAUCGCUGGAUAUAUUGUAUAAUUUUGUUAUUUUGUAAGUAGAGGUGCGCCGUUUUAAAGAUUGUGGUUGUAAAAUUGUUGACUAGUCUAUCUAAUGUAAGUUUUUUGCAAGUUUUUGGGUGAUAAUAUGAUGUACGUUCGAGGAGCAGUUACGAAUUUAUUAUGAUUUUUAUUAUUUUGCGUGAUUUUAUAUCGACUCUUCUCGAUUUGUGAUUACAAACCAAUCUUAUUAUAAAUAUUACUAUACUUAUCUUUUGUCGAAAUAAAAAAAUCUGUUAAAACCGCACGCAUUUAAUCAUCACACGAAUUUAAAAAGAAAAACAUCGUGUAAUGAAUAUUUUAUUAAAUCGAGUUGAAUUAAAAUGAUACGUUGAAGCUUACAACAAAAACUAUUAUAUUUGUUCAUUAUUCUAGCUGCUAAAACUAUUAUUGAUCAAAAAAAAAUUGGCAAAUGCAAUAAAUAAUCUACAAUAAAAUGUAAACUCCACCAUCUACUUUAGUU